Messenger RNA from Phaedon cochleariae (mustard beetle), 1892 nucleotides. NCBI's taxonomy places the organism in Eukaryota, Metazoa, Arthropoda, Insecta, Coleoptera, Chrysomelidae. The record is from the annotation of a GenBank genome assembly.
GAUUUGUAUGUUGUAUGGUUUGAUGGUCUUGUUCAAAAAGAUGGAUAUUUCAGUCUAUUCGUUUUUCAUAUUUUUAUUCUUAAUAAAUUACACAGCAGCUAAUUUAGUGCAUAGAAAAUUUGAAUAUAAAUAUUCAUUCAAACCACCAUACUUGGCACAAAAGGACGGCUCAGUACCUUUUUGGGAAUACGGCGGUAAUGCCAUCGCAAGUGCGGAGAAUGUGAGAGUAGCACCUUCUUUGAGAAGUCAAAAAGGUGCAAUAUGGACCAAAGUACCACUAAGCUUUGAAUGGUGGGAAGUUGAUAUUUCUUUCCGUGUUACUGGUAGAGGUAGAAUAGGAGCUGAUGGUUUGGCAUUCUGGUACACACAAAACAAAGGUGCCUAUGAUGGAGAAGUCUUUGGAUCAUCAGAUAGAUGGAAUGGUCUUGGUUUAUUUUUUGACUCAUUUGAUAAUGACAAUAAACACAAUAACCCUUAUAUUAUGGCCAUCUUGAAUGAUGGUACUAAACAAUUUGAUCACACAAAUGAUGGUACAACACAACAAAUUGCAGGAUGUCUCAGAGACUUCCGUAAUAAGCCUUUCCCCACAAGAGCCAGGAUAGAAUACUAUCAGAAUACCCUAACAGUAUUAUUCAACAAUGGCAUGACCAACAAUGAUCAAGACUAUGAAAUGUGCUUCCGUGCAGAGAAUGUUUUCCUACCCAAAAAUGGACACUUUGGAGUAUCUGCUGCCACAGGAGGACUAGCUGAUGAUCAUGAUGUAAUUCAUUUUCUCACCAACAGCUUGCAUGUCCCUGGGCAAUUCCAAACCAAUCAAGUUGCUGGUGAUGACCAGCAGAAAUUACAAGAUGAAUAUCAAGAAUAUCAGAAAAAAUUGGAGCAACAAAAAGAGGAAUACAGGAAAGAACAUCCUGAUGAGAAUAAAGAACCCGACAUGGACGACUGGUUCGAAUCGGACUCCCAGAGGGAGCUGCGCCAAAUCUUCCAGGGCCAGAACCAGAUCUACGGGGUGAUCCGCGACCUGAACAAGAAGAUCGACGAGAUCGUCGGCAGACAGGAGAGGACGCUCAGCCUGAUCUCGCAGCAGGGCGCGAUGGUACAUCAGGGGGCUGCGGCACCCCCUCAGCAAGGGGGCCCACCAGCACCGCAGGCCGGCUUCGUGGAUACCAUAAGAAGGCACGAGGUCGACGCGGUCUUCACGAAUCAGAAUCUGAUUCUGUCGGGGGCCAACGAAAUCAAGCAAUUCGUGCUGGAGCUGAAGCAACGCGCCGACACCAUUUUGAACAACCAGGCCAGGCAGCCGACUGCGCAAGUGCAGUCCGUCGGCUACGACACGCAGUCGCUGAUCUCGGAGAUGCGCGACGGCAUGAACCAGCUGAAGCAGAACUUGGCGCAGGUGACGCUGAAGAUGGAGCAGGCGGGCGGCUGCCCGAGCGUCAAUUGCGUAUCGGUGACUAUGGUGUUGGUCAUCGCUGCGGGCCAGCUGGCCGUCAUCUUGGCGUACAAUCUGUACAGGGACAGUAAAGACAACCAGGCCAAAAAAUUCUACUAGAUGGACUGAACAUUUGAGAUUAAAAAUAUUGAUAUAUGCCAGGAUAGAAUUCUUCUGGUGUGACUAGAGAACUUUGGGUAUUGAAUGAUGGUGUCUUCCUAUAGAUUUUUUUGUAUGGUCAUUGCCCCAAUGUUAUUUAUUAUUAACUGUACAUGGUGAAACUUCAUAGAAAAGGACAUUUUAUAUACUUUUGGGUAAUGUAAUUGUAAUUUAUCUGGACUCUCUUUACUAAAAAACGUGACAAUUUUUCAGAAUAGGUUUAAAAAGUUCCAGUUUGGCUGUAUAUUGGUUGUUACUACUUAUUUUUGUUCUGUUUUCCAAGACAUUUUUAGAUGUUUAU